UCUCUGGUACGCGCACUAUUUUCUUGAGUCUGGAAUGGGAUGGUUUUGCUGUCGUGUCCCGUUGCCCGCCACGUCUCCGACAGCCUGAACGAUUCCCCGAACACCCCCCGAGCCGCCGUUCCGUACCAGAAGUCUUCGUCCGGCACCCAAAAAUGUCGCUCGGAGCCAUUCUUGAGCCCCUGGUGGUCGUGAGCCUGCUGGCCGGCGGUGCCCUUGUGAACCGCAACACCAGCUACAACCUCGCCACCGGCGCCAGCCCCGUGUGGCAGCAGACUGGCAGGAGAUCCUCGUCGUCCCGGAGGAGAGUCGACAAUCCAGCCAGCCCUCGCGACCUCGAAACCGGAAAGUCGCCGGCCGAAGGCGAUGUGCUCGGCCUGGGUGCCUGGACCUGGUCGUCCAACAGCUCGACGUCGUCCCUGACCGAUCUCACCGACGACGACCAAGACCCCACUACGCGGCUGCGGACGCUGCGCUUCUUCGGAUGGAAGCGCACCGUCAGGACCCCCAACACGGAGGUCUUCAGGGACCGGUUGCUGAGCCGGGUGCUCCGCCGGUUCCCCUUCCUCGUCGAGACCUGGUACUGGGCGCUUAUCUACUGGGUCUAUCAGCUCGGUCGUGCCUUUACCGCCCUUACCCUCGACGACGGGACCGUCGAUGUCGCCAGAAAGCAUGCCCUCCAAGUCAUCCACCUCGAGCAGCGCCUCCACAUAUUUCUCGAACUGCCCGUGCAAGCGUGGUUCCUGAAACACCCGUUCAUUAUGCUAUGGACGAAUAGGAUCUACUCCUUCAUUCAUAUCCCUGGAACGAUCCUCUUCCUCAUCAUCCUCUUCUACCUCACGACAACCCGGCCCACCCGCAAGCUGCAACAGGCGCAAUCUGAGGGCGUGUCGCCGACACGAUGGAGUGCCGUUCUCGGCCGAUUCGGCCCCCAUAUCUACGAGAAGCGGCGGAGGACCAUGGCCAUGUGCAACCUCAUUGCCUUCAUCGUCUUCACCUUCUGGCCAUGCAUGCCCCCACGCCUUUUGUCCGACCCGGAGUAUAACGGCGAGCACGCUGAAGAGUCUAAGGGCUAUGGGUUCGUCGACACGGUCCAUGGAGCCGAUGGUGAGAGCAGUGUCUGGACCUCGAAUCGUUUCUGCAACCAAUAUGCGGCCAUGCCCUCUCUGCACUUCGGCUACUCGUUCCUCAUCGGCCUCACCAUCGCGACCGCGCCCGUCCGAGGACGGAUGUGGAAGCGGCUCGCCAUCAUCUGCACAGGCAUGAUCUACCCGGCCAUCAUCCUCGCCGCCAUCGUCGCCACAGCGAACCACUUCAUCCUCGACGCGGUCGCCGGCGCGCUCGUCUGCGUGACGGCAUGGUACGGCAACGGCUUCCUGCUCAACCUCCUCCCGGUCGAGGACUACUUCCUGUGGGUCCUGAGGAUGCACAAGCCCGAGAAGACCUCCCUCGACGGGAAGGGUCCCCAGCUUCGCAUUUGAGGGGAAGGAGAUAAAGGAACCUGCUGCUGUUCCUUCCCCAGUGCUAAUGGCCGUGGCAAGGCAAGACAAGACAAUAGACCUUCAUGGGCGGGGCGGCUCUUGAUUGUCAUGGAAGAUACCGGGAAACGACGACUCGUUCUUCGCUUUUUCUUCUCUCACAUCCGUUUUAUCUAAUACUCAUUUUAUCGGUGUUGGAUGUCGUAACAUUAUUCUGUACAUAGAUGGACCUGGCUCUUGCCGACGGCGACAUGAUCACAAGAUACAUAGCACUUAAUAUCAAAUUCAACGCAGUCGUUCGUUGUCUGUCUUAAUUUGUUCCUCCCG
Molecule: messenger RNA, 1802 nt
Organism: Phialemonium atrogriseum
Lineage: Eukaryota; Fungi; Ascomycota; Sordariomycetes; Cephalothecales; Cephalothecaceae
Exons: 3
Coding region: 153-1478 (441 amino acids)
Biological process (GO): inositol phosphoceramide metabolic process; sphingolipid biosynthetic process
Cellular component (GO): inositol phosphoceramide synthase complex
Molecular function (GO): inositol phosphoceramide synthase activity
Source: RefSeq, a predicted model, not a curated record